This is a messenger RNA of Botrytis fragariae, 603 nucleotides long. RefSeq lists its product as uncharacterized. The transcript is spliced from 3 exons. The coding region runs from base 1 to 603 and encodes 200 amino acids. Lineage: Eukaryota; Fungi; Ascomycota; Leotiomycetes; Helotiales; Sclerotiniaceae. The record is from RefSeq and is a predicted model, not a curated record.
AUGGCUGCAAGACACACCCCAGUGCCAUCGGUCGGACCUUCAGGUUCAACCUUCUCGUCCGCAGUAUCGACACAGAAGAGUCUUUCAGAGGUUUACGCCGACUUUCACAAAGAGUAUUAUCAAUUAUUAAUCCGGAAUAAAGAACUAAGCGAUGCUAAUCGCAAAUUCAAAGUUAAUACGUCCAAUCAUAAAAGAGUUCAUGGAGCCACGCCCUUUUCUUCCUCUGGAUCUUCCGUAACCCUUACCGGCUCUGCAUCCCCAACAUCAAGUAACGUACCAUCCUCGGCCCGAGAUAAAUUGCAAGAAGUAGCAUCAUUGCUUCCAGCUAGUGAUGAGCCAUUUUUGAACAAUUUUCAGGCGUCAAAGAAGAUAUGGAAGCCAGAACUCAAGCAGGCUAUGGAUGAUGCAGAGUUAAUCGCAACUAAAAAAAAUGCACAUGUCAUGUACCACAACGAGUUGGACAUAAAAACAUCGUUCGACAAGUAUGCCAGCGACAUGAGAAAGGAAAACGGAGAUUAUGAGAUUCCAAAACUGGACCUCGGACAAAAAUUCCAUUUAGCGGAUGUCUUCGGUCAUAGAUUUGGAUUCGGGACAUACUAUUAG